GGGAAAGCCGUAUGUAAUACCCAUGAGACUAACUCUUCGAACGUCGGUUAAGAUAGUACCCCGAAUUUCUCCGGAAACAAUGGGAGCGCUCCGCAUGGUCUCUUGGAGUGCACCUGUGGACGGAGGCCAAUCAUCGAACGACGGGGGGAGCGACGACGAUGACGAUCCAGUCGUUACACGGUUAGUACGGCAGCGGAUUCUCUACCCACCGCCUCGCACUAUUGCGCGUACCAUGCAUCUAACCGCACGGAAUGCUCAUAUGAUGAUCAUGGGAGAACCCCUCCCCCUUCAUUGGGAUGACGAGUGCGACCAGGCCUUCGGGGCCCUGAAGGAUGCUCUCGUCACGGCCCCGAUUCUGAUUCGACCGGAUCUCUCUCGGCAGUUUAUUCUCAUCACCGAUUGGCAGCCGGAGACUAUCUCGGCCAUUCUGGCACAGAAGGGAAACGAUGGGAAGGAGCAUGUCAUCGAGUACGCCUCCCGGACGGUGCUAGACGAGCGACGAAACGAUUCCCCGCCACAAGGAGAAUGUUAUGCGGUAGUGUGGGGUAUCCAGCACUUCCACCCGUAUUUGUACGGUCAAAAGUUUCUUCUCGUCACCGACCAUGAACCUCUGUUGGCUCUGAAAAAGCUAACCAACUACACGGGCAUGAUCGAACGAUGGGUAGUGCGGUUGCAAGAGUAUGAAUUUGACAUUGCUCAUCGAAAAACGGAGAGACACGACAACGCGGACGGACUGACACGUUUGCACCGACCCGGCUGUCGGAGGCUCCUCACCCAGGAGCUUACGGUCCCGAUUGCGCAGCUGGCCGACGAUCUUGACGUCAGCAUUGUCUCCCAGGUCGACCCGCGCUUGGUGCCCCACGUCACCUCGCGCACGCCGUCGCAGUAUCUUCAGUGGUCAGCUUGCGUGGAGGGCUUCCCAUCGAGAAUUCCGCCUUCACGGUUGGAUUAUUUGGAUCCGCGCGACAUCGUAGAUCCCGCGUUCUACAGACCGCCGUACGGGGACGAAUUGGAGGAGAUCAUCCACGAGGAGCUCACGGAAGAAAGUUUGGAGGAAGAGGAGGAGAAUCCGAACAAAGACGAAGGGGAGCCAGCACAGCAGCAAAAAGGAAAAGAAGACGAGCUCCUGAAAACGGAGAACGAAGAGGAAGCAGAAGAAGAAGACAGCGAGCAAGGGAGCGGUGACGACAACGACGAGGAGCACGCCGACGAGGAUCCCCAGCUAGAAAUUGCGCCGGUUGCUGAUCUUCCGAUCAGCAACGAUCCAACGCUCGACCCGGAGCCACCUCAGCCAGGCGACGGCGAUGUGGCCCAGAUGGUUGGGCCGCGGGAAUGAACCACCAUUAUUAUUAUUAUUAUUUAUUUUAUUAUGAUAGUGGUUGGUGUUCGACGGGCCCGGUGCGACACCGGCUCUGCCCAUUCCGAGCUCGGUUAGCAGGUCAGUUCUGAGUUGCUGCUGAGCUGAAGAAAACGUAUACGGUCCGACUUCGCCAAACAAGGGUACUUUUAUGUUUAUCUUGCGCGCUGUACGCAAGCGUGAGGAACGGUUGAUGCGCCCUAGAGUCACACCAAGCGAGUCUUCUCUGAAUGCGAGUGGCACAUUGUGUCUAUUUUUAGCUUCGUUGAGGAUUUGGCGGUCAUUUUCGUCAUUCCCAACGUAUCUUUGGGGAAAAGGGACCUGAUUAAUAAGAGUCUAUUUUUAGCCGUAGAUUUCGCAGCGAGAUGGAGCAAGAGCGGAUUCUUGAGGCUUACUCAUCACGAGUUCGGAACUGAAUCCACUUUGGCAAGUAUGAGAUGCAUCUAGACCUGAUCAACGGCUAGGAGGCUUCUGCUAGAGCAAUAAUCUGCUUUUAUACGGUGCCGGCUCGCACUCCGGAAUCAUGGAAUUCUGGAAUCAGAACCCUCUGCUGUUUCUUCAACUAUGGGGCAUUUUUUUCAUCAUCGCCGAACAACUGAGUGGUUUUGCGCCGCCGCCGCCUGAAGACACACUCCUUACUCAGGCGGAAUGGAAACGACGGCUUAGGCUUGAUCUUCUCCAUGCCAUAAGAGAGGAAACAAGUGGAGAAGAUUUCAGAUCAGACAGGGCAACUGUACACAAGGAAUCUUCAUUGGAGAAUAUCAAAGCACCUAUUUUCGCAAGAUUCGCAAAACAAAAGUUAGAGGGCAUU
Molecule: messenger RNA, 2168 nt
Organism: Chara braunii
Lineage: Eukaryota; Viridiplantae; Streptophyta; Charophyceae; Charales; Characeae
Source: the annotation of a GenBank genome assembly